GCUGACUGUUGGGCGCAGCAUCAUUCCAACGCAGCGACCUCCAGCCCCAACCACCCCGCGCAGCCCGUGCAGAGCUCCUCGGCCCCGCAUGGCCUCGGCGCGCUCGCUCCUUGACACAGACGCAGCAGUGCAGGAUCUGCCCCGUCCCCUCUCUCCGCUUCACACGCACCCUCUGAACGCAGAAGCUGUCGGUGAGGCAUGGCUGAAGGGCGGCUGAGCCACGAGCAGGCAGGGAAGGACAGAGGGCAGGAGGGCAUCGUGAGGGACUCGCCCCACAAGGACGACAGCCUGCCCAACCUGACGUGGCUGCUGGACUUCUCCAUCCCCAGCGCCAGCAUGGGCAACUCCUCCUGCUGCCCCAGCGGCCCGGACCCCCACACCUGUCAGGGCAUGCCCAGCUCUGCCGUGCCGCGCUCACCCCUGGGCACUGACCCAGCGUGCGUGGGAACGCCUCACACUCCCUGCGUGCCCGUCUCCUCCUCCACCUCGAAGACGGAGCACCGUGUUGUGUCCAUGCACGCUCAGCUGGUGGAGAGCAUCGACUACAAGAACAACCCCUUCAUCAAGCCACCCUACUCCUACGCCACCCUCAUCUGCAUGGCGAUGGAAGCCAGCGAGGAGCCCCACAUCACCCUCUCCGCCAUCUACAAGUGGAUUACGGACAACUUCUGCUACUUCCGUCAAGCUGAUCCUGGGUGGCAGAACUCCAUCCGGCAAAACCUCUCGUCAAACAAGUGUUUCAUCAAGGUGCCUCGGGAGAAAGGCAAGCCAGGGAGAGGUGGCUUUUGGAAGCUUGACCCGCAGUACGCUGACCAGCUCAAGAGCGGUGCCUUCAAAAAGCAGAGGAUGUGCCCAGUGCAGAUCCACCCAGCCUCCACCGAGAAAGCCCAGCAAGAAGCACAGGUUGACGCCUCCCUGGCCACUUCGGGCUGUGCCUCUAAAAAAGUCUUCUCCGUCAGCAUGGAGUCACAGCAGCUGCUGGAAGAGUUUGAAGAAUUUAUCAGGAACCAGAACCAGAAUCCAGCGGAAGUCAAAGCAGGGCUCAAGCGCAAGCAGCCCUUGCCCAAGCAAAUGGCCAAGGUGCGUCGGCUCUCCAACUCUGCCUUGCUGACCCAGGAGGAACAGACCCAGCUGGGAUCCCUGAAAUGGGACACUGACGCCAACCUAAACAGGGAGUUCUCCACUUCUGGGGAUCUGGAGGUCACACCUCCAGUCAGCCCCAAAAAGCACAACCUGGAAGUGAUGGUACAUGGGCAGCACGUUGACUGUCCCCAGGGGCUGGAGCAGGUCCUUGCUGAGUCCAACCAGAACAACCUGAGCUUGGACGAAACCUGCAUGGCCGCUUCCUUCCUGCAGCAUCUCUUUGAUGAAGGGACAAGCGAAUCCUUUUGCAAUACUGUCAGUGUGGAGCAGUUGUUUGACAUCAACGAUAUAUCUGUACCAGCAGAUGGAAGGGACUGGAGCAGCCUUGCGUCCCUCUUGUAAGAGCCCAGUCACCCUUCAGAGCCUACACAUGCUUUGACAGGAUGCUUCCCCCACGCUGCUGGGACUUACAAGAGCUGGAUUCUGCACC
Cuculus canorus (common cuckoo) is the source of this 1573-nucleotide messenger RNA. Its product is annotated as forkhead box protein J1-B-like. Gene Ontology annotation, molecular function: DNA-binding transcription factor activity; sequence-specific DNA binding. Lineage: Eukaryota; Metazoa; Chordata; Aves; Cuculiformes; Cuculidae. The transcript has 3 exons. Gene Ontology annotation, biological process: regulation of DNA-templated transcription. The record is from RefSeq and is a predicted model, not a curated record. The coding region runs from base 199 to 1485 and encodes 428 amino acids.